Molecule: messenger RNA, 3073 nt
Organism: Anoplopoma fimbria (sablefish)
Lineage: Eukaryota; Metazoa; Chordata; Actinopteri; Perciformes; Anoplopomatidae
Gene: tmem67
Product: transmembrane protein 67
Exons: 28
Coding region: 20-2974 (984 amino acids)
Biological process (GO): cilium assembly
Cellular component (GO): ciliary transition zone; MKS complex
Source: RefSeq, a predicted model, not a curated record
AGGAAGCCCGUUGUUUACCAUGGCGACGGGGACGCCACGGUCUUCUGUUAACAGAUACAAAGUGCCUCUAACAGUGUUUCUGUUCAUACACAUUGGUCUCCUCCGUGGCCAGCAGUACGUCAUUCCGUUUAAGGCUCCUUCAGAUUGUGGCGCUGAAGACUUUUUCGAUAUCUCGAGUCUGUCGUGUGUGAGGUGCGGCUCAAACCAGCGACGGAGCGCAACAGGACUGAGCUGCAUUUGCAAGACUGGGUACCAAACUCUUACCACUGACAAGGCAUCCAUUACUUGUCAGCAAUGUCCUGCUGACAGACCUGCAGUAAUUACAAAUGGCUUUGGGUGUAUUCGCUGUCCAGGGAGUGUCAAUGAUGAGGGGAAGUGCCAGUGCCCACCAGGCAAUGUCCUGGUGGAAAGAGAUGUCAAUGGAAAUCUUUUGGAAGAGGCCAGUUGUGAAGUGUGUAAUGGAAACUCCCUUGCUUUGUCCGUACCAAACCAAAGUGGAGACCGGUGUGAGAGAUGUCAGGCUUCCUUCAUUAACACCUCCUGUGUGUGUAACCCUCCGAAUGUCCUGGCAGGAGGAUUAUGUUUUCCUCCAGGCAUCCUCUCCACCAAUGUGAAUCCCAGUGUCAACUAUGCUCAGUUGAAGUUCAGUGUCCAGUCUGCCUGGUUCUUGAAAAACAUGUACUCCUCUUCGGCAGCCUGCCUGGUCUUCUCCAACCUGACGGCGUGUCAGGCUCUCGGGAACAUGUGUGUGAUGAACAUGCACUCCUUCACUGGCGUCUCCACCGAUGCCUGCGGUCUCUUUAACACCAUCUUCAGAUCUAGAGCUGCUUUGAGCUCAACUCAAGACAUUUCCUACUGGAGAGUUAAUCUGCCAUGGCUUUACUACGGGGACGAACCGGGACUGGCCGGUCGAGUGCUUCAGACCGAUCCUGUUCCCAUUGGGUUCAGUUUCAGAGGAAGAAACAAGAACACUGACAUUAAGCUGCGUGCUGCUGUCUAUAAUGUCAGAGGAGAGUUCCUCAGAUGGGAACAAGUAGGAGGAGGUAAUCUCCAGCUUUGUCCAGAAACCACCUCCAAACAGGCAGCAGCCUUCAGCUUUGGAACCGCUUACAGACAAAGUUGUGAUCUCUCAGUAGCAGAGCUGUUGGGUACUCAUCCCGAGCCGUUGUUCUAUGAUGUGUUUAUGGAUCUUGGUGGCGGAGAGAAGAGAAAACUUCUCCCCCUGCCUACGCUGGUCUAUAACCAGCAAUACAAUGGGCGGUUCAUCAACCAAGAGAGCAUGAAGAACUGGUACCUUUCUCGACGAAUGUUUGUUGUUGACACGCUGAGUGGAAGAGAGAAGAGCAUGAGUUCUCUGCCCAAAGUCAUCCGUGUAGCUACCAGUGUCAAAAUAAGGUUCCAGCUGGUUCCACGAACCCAGGAAGGACAGGUAUUUCCUCCUCUAAUGACUGUGACCUACAGAGACGUUCCCAUUACGGAUAUCAACACACAAACUGUGACUACAACGUUUGCUGUGGAGUAUGAGAUGGAUCAGAAUGAGGCUCGCAUUAAGACAGACACUGCUCUAGGUGUGAUGGGUGGUAUAGCCGUCCUCUACUCUCUGCUGAAGACAGUCAGCUGGAAGAGGAGGAUCGCCUCGCCCCUCAUUGAUGUGGAGACUAUGGUGAAGUUUUUGUUGUUUUACGCCGGAGAUCUGGCCAAUGUUUUCUUUGCCGUCACUGUGGGAACUGGACUUUACUGGCUCAUCUUUUACAAGGCCCAACAGUUUGUGUCUGUGCUGUUACCACUACCUGCUCAGGAGGAGCAGUUUGUGACGUACAUUGGUUGUGCCUUCGCUCUCAAGGCAGUCCAGUUUCUGCACAAGUUGGUCCUUCAGGUGUCAAUCGAUGUGUUCUUUAUAGACUGGGAGAGACCGAGAAGCAAAACUAGCAGAACUGUGCAAGCUGCUGGUGAGCAGAAACGUGACCCCUCUCCGGUCAGCAUCUGGAGAACGUACUUUGUGGCCAAUGAAUGGAACGAGAUCCAGACCAUCCGCAAGAUCAGCCCAACUUUUCAGAUCAUAGCUGUGCUCUUCUUUCUUGAGGUGCUGGGAUUCUCUAACUUGGCCCUGAGGGACCCCUGGUCAACUUUACAGCGGUCCUCACAGGAAUACAAGCCCUCAUACAGCUUGAUGCUACGCUAUGGUUUGGCAGCUACGCUAUGGCUCUGCAUCGGACUUUUGCAGGUGAUUUUCUUCACUGUGUUUCAUGAGCACUUUGUGGAGGACAAAAUCCGUCAGUUUGUAGAUCUCUGCUCCAUCAGUAAUAUUUCUGUGCUGCUGUUAUCGCACCGUUGUUUUGGCUACUACAUUCACGGACGUUCAGUACAUGGGCAUGCAGAUACAAACAUGGAGGAAAUGAACAACAAUCUGAACAGAGAAUCGGAGUCCCUGUGUGGUCAGAGAGGUCUACUUCCAAACACAGAGAUCCAGACCUUUCAGGUGUCUCUCACCAACCGCCUGCGGUUGCAGUAUGACAGGAUACGGGAGCAGAUCGGCAGGAGGCACGGACCAUCCCGGCUGAUAGACGCAUGCUCGGCUAACCAGUUUGAGCAGAGGGCCAGAGGCUACCAGACCAUGAACCACUUCCUGGGAUCCAUUAUAGAUCAUGCGCACCCUGACAUGGACUAUAUAGUGAAGGACAAGCUGAUGUUUGAGAGGAUCAUAGGGAUGGAGUUCCUUGAACCCAGUGAAAAAAGCAUAUUUUACAAUGAUGAGGCCCACUCCUUCAGUGAUGUACUGUUUUAUGGCAAUGAGGCCACGCUGCUGAUCUUUGACACUUUGUUCUUCUGUGUCGUCGACCUGGGAUCUCAGAGCUUUGUACUUGCAGCUGUGCUUACAUGCGUACAGCAAAUGAUAUUUCGUUUGAUCCGUAACACUCUGGGAAGGAAGAACCUUGUCAGCAAGACUCUGGUAGAUGAGAGAUUUCUGAUUUAAAAAUGCCCUGCUAGGUAUUUGGUUGUGUCAGUCUUCUUCAGUGGCAUUCCUAUCAAAUAUGUUUACAGCUUGUGCAGCUCUUUUUUGUCCUUUUCUUUA